GGAAUGCUACAUCUGACUCCCUCCUUUCGUGUGUUCUCACUUUUCCGCACGUCAAAGCCGACGCCGGGUUGAACAUGAAUAUUUUGCGCUCGACUGGGAGCUUGUCCCGGGCUCUCCAGCUAUGCCACGGCCCAAGGACCUUGCCAACGAUCCGGUGCCAGGCACGACCUCUUCCUCGUCGGAGAUUCCAUGCCGCCGCCUCACUGUGGGGUGUAAAGUCUCAGGUAUUGAAAGAUGUUGGUGAAGGGAUAACGGAGGUCCAAAUAAUCCAGUGGUACGUUGAGGAGGGAGCGUACAUUGAAGAGUGGAAGCCACUCUGUCAAUAUCAGUCAGAUAAAGCGGUUGAUGAUAUCACCUCGAGAUAUGAGGGCGUUGUUAAGAAGCUCCACUUUCAAGCAGACGACACUGUCCCGACGGGGAAGGCGCUCUGCGAUAUAGAAGUUGAGAACGGGAAAUAUCCAGAUGAUAACCCGCCGCCGGUUCCAAAGACAGAACCGAUAGAACCAACACCGGCCAGGUCUUCUCCCACAGAAACUCAACCACUACAACCGACACAAACUGCUCCAUCUACACCAGUAAACGGCAUCACGAAUAACGGGCCAAAAUCGCGGCAUGCAACACUCGCUACCCCGGCGGUUCGCGGGAUGCUGAAAAUUCACAAUGUGAACAUUGAAGAUGUACAAGGAACAGGCAAGGAUGGGCGCGUCCUCAAGGAAGAUGUCCAGCGCUUUAUCGCCGAGCGGGAUCAAGCACCUUCAGCACAGCUUACUGCCCCGGGGGUGCAAGAAGAGACCGCUGUCAAACUCACACCAAUCCAAAGUCAGAUGUUUAAGAACAUGACGAACUCCCUCAGCAUCCCGCAAUUCCUCUACGCCGACGAACUUAACGUUAAUAACGUAAUGGCUAUUAGAAAGAGGCUGGCCAACGACCCCAAAGACCCUAAAAAGAUCAGUCUGCUCUCUUUCGUCAUCAAGGCCAUGUCCCUCGCUUUAAAUGACUACCCGCUUCUCAACGCGAAGAUCGAUACCACUGAUCCCGCCAAACCACAGUUGAUCAUGCGAGCAAAACACAACAUCGGUGUCGCCAUGGACACCCCUCAGGGCUUGCUAGUCCCCAACAUCAAGGACGUGGGCAAUUUAUCGAUCCUAGAUAUUGCCGCUGAAAUCCUACGCUUGAACGCACUCGCAAAAGAAAGAAAGCUCACACCCGCAGACCUCAGCGGUGGCACAAUCACUGCUUCCAAUAUCGGUAACAUUGGAGGUACAUACGUCGCGCCAGUAGUCAUACCAAAUGAGAUGGCCAUCCUCGGCAUUGGCAAGUCCCGAACAGUGCCCAUCUUUGAUGACGCUGGUCAGGUUACGAAAGGCGAGCUCGUGAACUUUAGCUGGAGUGCCGACCACCGAGUGGUGGAUGGCGCCACUAUGGCCCGGAUGGCUAAUCGGGUUCGGGAACUCGUUGAGUCGCCGGAGCAGAUGCUGUUGAAUUUGCGAUAGCUUAUACAUAGAACUUCCCAUGUCGGAUGCUUGCAUCCGCGAUAAUGACUAGCGCUUGCUGAAUGCCACAUAGCAUAGAUGUCUGCAGAUGAAACAAACGUUUCCGCCCAGCCUAGCCUAGAGCAAGUUGGGUUAUUAAACAUCACCCUUCACACCGUCGUACACCCAACUCUUAUCGAGUAAGAAAUAGCAAAUCAUCUGAAACAAAUACGAUGGUUAAUCAACGGGGCCAAGUCUCAGAUGGGAUACAUAUAACCUCCGCCAAAUAACCACCAAUACGUCCUAGUAGCGGAUGGUGAAUAUUUAAGUAGUGAGCACCAAGUGGGUGAAAUCCCAUCCACGCUACCGAGAAAUAACCACAGUACUCUAGCGUCUCCCCACGGCCUGAGGGCGUACGUGUUUCCAUCCCAGACUAAAGUCCAGUAGGAAGAGCCCAACGUCCGCCGAACUGACCGACCGGCCUAUCUGCAG
This is a messenger RNA of Aspergillus welwitschiae, 1964 nucleotides long. Its product is annotated as putative biotin-dependent 2-oxo acid dehydrogenases acyltransferase. The transcript is spliced from 4 exons. Gene Ontology annotation, cellular component: mitochondrion; cytoplasm. The record is from RefSeq and is a predicted model, not a curated record. The coding region runs from base 75 to 1493 and encodes 472 amino acids. NCBI's taxonomy places the organism in Eukaryota, Fungi, Ascomycota, Eurotiomycetes, Eurotiales, Aspergillaceae. Gene Ontology annotation, molecular function: acetyltransferase activity; lipoic acid binding.